AUGAAGCUGUCCAUAAUUCGCAGUGCUUGUGGCAGUCUGCGGAUACAUCAAGCUCGUCCAGGAGGCAGGGUGAGCGGCUUGUCGCGGAGAUGCCCCCCGGUCUCCACUGCCAGCGGUCGGUUGAUAGUUCGAGCUGCGAGCGCUACAACUAGCAGCGGCACCAACCCAAAAUUAGCUGUUAACUUUGGGAAACAAUCCCAAAAAGAAGACGGUUUGGAGUGCGACAGUAGUUUGAGGGAAGUGGUUCAAAGUACCAAGGAAGCACUGGUGGCUCUGCAGAGAAAAAAUCCUACAAUCCAGCCUGUGCUAGCCAUUAUACAGGCAGGUGAAGAUGACAGUUUGCUGGAAACCAAUAAGAAAAUAGCAGAAAAGAUCGGCUUGAACGUCACUCAGAUUUGUCUGGCAAAGAAUUGCAGUGAAGAUGAAAUUGUAGAGGAGGUGUUGAAGCUGAAUGAGGACCCCAGGGUGCAUGGUGUCUACCUCCACCUUCCCCCUACUUCCCUGACUCAUCGAGUACUCAACACACUCAAACCUGGGAAGGACGUAGAUGGGAUAACAUACUUGAAUAUGGGCCAUCUGGUCCAAGGAGACCCAAACAAAGGCUUGGUGCCACCCAUAGCCAGUGCUGUUAUGGAUCUGCUGGAGAAACAUGAUGCUCCUUUGGAAGGAAGAACAGUGUUGAUGAUUGGAGCUGAAGGACCUCUUGGGGUUGCCAUGCAGUUCCAGAUAGAGAGACGUGGAAUGGUGGCACUCAAAAGUCAUUGGAGUUUCAAUAACCUACAGAGACAGGUGAUGGAGGCUGAUGCUGUGGUCCUAUUAGGCGCAGAGAAUAUUGAUAUCCCACCCACCUGGGUAAAACCAGGAGCUGCUGUCAUCCGCUGUGAGCCCAUCUUGGAGAAAGAUGAACAUGCCACUGAGAUGUCCUCAAAGUCCGGGUUGGGAUACCUCACAGCAGCUUACAGAAUACAGAAUGUGGUACGUAGUAGCAGUCGGUGGCUCCAGGAGCAGCAGUACCAACAGUGGCGGCUGCGCAGCCUCAAACUGCAGCCUCUGACACCAGUACCAAGUGACAUAGAGAUUUCCAGAGCCCAGGUGCCAAAGCCAGUGGACCAACUGGCUAAGGAGAUUGGUUUGCUGCCAGAAGAGCUUGAAGCCUAUGGCAGGAGCAAAGCAAAGGUCCGCCUCUCUCUGUUAGACCGCCUCCACACACAGCCUGAUGGGAAUUAUAUAUUGGUUGCUGGCAUAACUCCCACUCCUCUUGGUGAAGGUAAAAGCACAGUGACCAUCGGCUUAGUUCAAGCACUAUCUGCCCACCUUAAGCUCAACUCCUUCGCCUGUCUCCGGCAGCCUUCUCAGGGACCUACCUUUGGGGUUAAAGGGGGAGCUGCUGGAGGGGGAUAUGCCCAGGUCAUCCCUAUGGAGGAGUUCAACCUCCAUCUGACUGGUGACAUUCACGCCAUCACUGCUGCCAAUAACCUGGUGGCAGCAGCCAUCGAUGCCAGGAUGCUCCAUGAGGCAACCCAAUCAGACAAGGCCCUGUUCAAUAGACUGGUCCCUUCAGUGAAUGGAGUUAGAAGAUUUUCACCCAUCCAGAUCGCCAGGCUUCGUCGUCUUGGCAUCAAUAAAACAGACCCCGCAUCUCUCACAUCCCAGGAAGUCACCACCUUUGUCCGUCUUGACCUUGACCCUUCCAAGAUCACCUGGCAGAGAGUGGUUGAUACAAAUGACCGUUUUCUGAGGAAGAUCACUGUUGGACAAGCAAACACUGAAAAAGGACAGAUCAGAGAGACCGGGUUUGACAUUGCAGUGGCCAGCGAGAUCAUGGCCAUCCUGGCUCUGGCAGACAGCCUGGAGGACAUGAAAAACAGACUGGCACGCAUGGUGGUGGGGACCAGCCGCUGUGGACAGCCUGUCACAGCGGAGGACCUGGGUGUGAGCGGGGCGCUGGCGGUGUUAAUGAAAGAUGCAAUCAAGCCCACUCUAAUGCAAACCCUCGAGGGUACGCCAGUGUUUGUCCAUGCUGGGCCCUUCGCCAAUAUCGCCCAUGGCAACUCCUCGGUGCUAGCAGACAAGCUGGCUUUGAAGUUGGUUGGACGGGACGGCUUUGUCGUGACUGAAGCUGGAUUUGGAGCAGACAUCGGGAUGGAGAAAUUCUUUAACAUCAAAUGUCGGGCUUCAGGGUUGAGGCCUAAUGUGGUGGUGCUGGUUGCAACUGUUAGAGCACUAAAGAUGCAUGGCGGAGGUCCAAAUGUGUCAGCAGGUGCACCUCUUCCCAGAGAGUACAUUGAUGAGAAUCUGACCCUCGUUUCAGGUGGUUGCCAUAGCAAUCUGAGGAAGCAGAUCCAGAUAGCACACCUGUUUGGGGUACCAGUUGUGGUGGCGCUCAAUGUCUUCAAGACGGACACCCAGGCAGAGAUUGACCUUGUGUGUCAGAUCGCAAAAGAGUGCGGGGCAUCUGACGCUGUGCCAUGCCACCACUGGGCACAGGGCGGGCGAGGUUCUUUAGAGCUGGCCCAGGCUGUGAACGAUGCUGCCAGCAGACCCAGCAACUUCCAGUUCCUCUACGACUUAGAGAUGCCAAUAGUGGAGAAAAUCAGGACAAUAGCCCAAAAAGUGUAUGGAGCUGAUGACAUCGAGCUGUCUCCUGAGGCCAAGACCAAGAUAGAUUACUACAAUCAACAGGGCUUUAGUUCAUUGCCCAUCUGCAUGGCCAAGACCCACCUGUCCCUGUCCCACAUGCCUGACAAGAAGGGUGCACCCACCGGAUUCGUUUUGCCAAUCAGAGACGUUCGUGCAAGCAUCGGAUCUGGCUUCAUCUACCCACUUGUGGGAACGAUGAGCACCAUGCCCGGCCUGCCAACCCGACCGUGUUUCUACGACAUCGACCUUGACCCGGUCACAGAGGAGAUCACUGGGCUCUUCUGAGCGAGCUCUCUAAAGGCUCUGCUGUGUCCUCAGGAUCCUCAGCUCCAUGUGUGCACUC
This is a messenger RNA of Scomber japonicus (chub mackerel), 2983 nucleotides long. RefSeq names its product methylenetetrahydrofolate dehydrogenase (NADP+ dependent) 1 like (gene mthfd1l). Gene Ontology annotation, molecular function: ATP binding; methylenetetrahydrofolate dehydrogenase (NADP+) activity; formate-tetrahydrofolate ligase activity. Gene Ontology annotation, biological process: tetrahydrofolate interconversion. Gene Ontology annotation, cellular component: cytosol. The transcript has 28 exons. The record is from RefSeq and is a predicted model, not a curated record. Lineage: Eukaryota; Metazoa; Chordata; Actinopteri; Scombriformes; Scombridae. The coding region runs from base 1 to 2925 and encodes 974 amino acids.